CACACGACUUUUUAAGAGCAUAGCGACGCUUCGGAACUUGUCUACAACACGUUACUAGAAUGUGAACGAACUAUAUCAGACCACACUGAUGGUUAUUCCAGUAUCGACGAUGGUUCGUAUCUAUCUCGUCUAACAAAGUGUGGAUAUGGAGCUCCACAACCUUAUCUCCCUCGAGAAUAGCUGCUAUGAUCGUAAGAUCGCAAAGCGACCUCAUCGGAAGGUCAGGUCCGGCUGCAUCGAGUGCAAAUCACGGAAAGUCAAGUGCGAUGAGGCUGAACCACGAUGCUCGAUGUGCCGGAGAUACAACAAAUCCUGUGUUUUCACGCGUCCGAGCAAUGUAUCAUCUUCAGCAAAAACAUCUCAGACACCUCCUGCAUACGAAGAUGAGGUUCCAAGAGACCUUAGCGAUAGAACGACGGACCUAGAAGUUCAAGAUCUGGAACUUCUACACCAUUGGACCACAUCCGCCUAUAAAGGCUUUGGGGACAAACCGGGAGAUGAGGUCCCCUGGCAACUAGAGAUGCCACAAAUAGCUUGUGAGCAACCUUUCCUGAUGCGAGGAAUACUCGCCAUGUCUGCACUCCACCUGUCAUGUUGUCGCCCCACACAAAAACAAAAAUGGCUUGUACGAGCAGUCUACCAUCAGAAUCGGGCUUUGCCUUCAUACCGGUACAUUGUCAACGACUUUCAGAGCAAGAUGACAGAGCAGAAUUGUCACGCGGUGAUUGGUUUUGCAAGCCUGACCAGCGCGUAUGCUUUUCAAGACCCUGAUCCACCUAAUCCCGAUCGAUCACCGGGGAAAUCAUCACCCAUUAGUUUCCCAGAGUGGCUGUACUUGCUGCGAGGUGCUCGACAAAUCCUCGAUGUUGGACGAGACUGGAUCUCCAGAGGGCCAAUGGCCUUUCAGAUUCGUGUAGUAAACCAUCCAAUCGACCUAUCCUGCAACCCACGCGACUCACAUAUGGCUGUCCUUGCAACACUCUUCGACCGGAAGCGCCGGGAUCCAUCGCUCUACAAAUUAUCAGACCGCGAGAUCGAGGCAUAUCAAUUGACGCUGCGAUUGCUCCGCGAAAGUAGUGCGAUGCCAUUCUUGCCGUGCAAGACUCUUGGUGUCAAGCUCUCAAUGUUUCGAUGGGUCGAGAAAGCUCCUCAGGCUUAUCUGGAUUUGCUGGCAGAAGGGAAGCCUGAAGCAUUGGUCUUGUUAGCACACCUGUGCCUGUUGCUCAAAGAAGGAAGCCGAAGCUAUUGGUACAUGGAAGGUGCAGCUGAGCGGCUGAUGGCUAUAAUUUGUGAUGCCUUGCCCGCAACUUGGAGACCUUGGAUCGCUUGGCCGGUAGAGGUAGUCAACGGCACCAUUCCGUCGCCAUAAACGUGGCUUUACAUUGUCGUCACGUUCAAAAGUGUCCUAG
Exophiala viscosa is the source of this 1409-nucleotide messenger RNA. RefSeq lists its product as uncharacterized. The coding region runs from base 146 to 1369 and encodes 407 amino acids. Gene Ontology annotation, molecular function: DNA-binding transcription activator activity, RNA polymerase II-specific; zinc ion binding. The record is from RefSeq and is a predicted model, not a curated record. Gene Ontology annotation, biological process: regulation of transcription by RNA polymerase II. The transcript has 2 exons. Lineage: Eukaryota; Fungi; Ascomycota; Eurotiomycetes; Chaetothyriales; Herpotrichiellaceae.